AUCAAUCGACCACCGUCUUGACGGCGUCUUAUGAGGUAAAGUGCGUUAGUCAAUGUCAAACUACAGCGACCACUUGAGACGACUUUCACUUGCAACUGCGUUUCUUUCUUCCACCGAAACACUGUUCAAUUCCAUCGAAUCAUUGCUUCCUUCACUAGAUUCAGUGCGAGUACAAUAAUCUUUUACCCCCCUUUUCUCAUCAUCAAUUAACCUUCAAUUUCCCCAAAUUAAUGCAACAACAACCGCCGCCGCCGCCGUCGUCGUCGUCGCCGCCAAGACCAUCGAUGACUCCUUUUAAGAAACGUCUUCUCCAUAGAGUUGAAGACUCCACAAGACGUUACCUGUCUCCUACUGAUGAAAAGGAAGAUGAAGAAUACGCAGUGGAAAAACAAGAAAGCCUGCAGAUUGAAUACAAAAAUCCCUCUUAUGUGGUAGAAGAAGAUGAAUGGGCUGGACAAGGAGCCGAAGAAGAAGCUCAUGGAGAUAGAUUUGGAGGACAAUAUAUAACAGAACAUGAUGAAAAAGUUGAUGAGGAAGAGUUAAGUGAGGAUAAUUUCUAUGAUGAACAUGGUAUGGAUCAAGAUAGUUACAAGAAAGAACGCCAUGAUGUGGUUAGAGAGAGACAAAAGAAGAAAGAAUUAGAAGUAUUUGUUGGUGGAUUAGAUCGUGAUACAAAUGAAGUUGAUCUUAGAGAUGUUUUUAGUCAAGUGGGUGACAUAACCGAAGUGAGACUCUUGAUGAAUCCAAUGACUAAUAAAAACAAAGGCUUUGCUUUCAUAAGGUUUGCAACUGUUGAACAAGCUAGACGUGCUCUUAAUGAGCUCAAAAGACCAAUGAUCAAUGGAAAGCAAUGUGGAGUCGCUCCAAGUCAAGAUAGUGACACUUUGUUUGUUGGUAACAUUUGCAAGACAUGGUCAAAAGAUAUGUUGAAGGAAAAGCUAGUGCGAUAUGGGAUAGAUAAAUUUGAAGAGUUGACAUUAGUUGAAGAUGUGAAAAAUGAAGGAAUGAAUCGAGGGUUUGCUUUCUUGGAUUUUCCAUCAAGAGCAGAUGCAUUAGAAGCUUGCAGACGUUUGCAGAAGAGAGAUGUCAUAUUUGGAACUGAUAGAACAGCUAGGGUUGCUUUUGCUGACACAUUUAUUGAACCUGAUGAUGAAAUCAUGGCACAGGUGAGGACUGUGUUUGUUGAUGGAUUGCCUCCUUCAUGGGAAGAAGAUAUUAUAAAAGAUCAUUUAAAACAAUUUGGGAAGAUUGAAAAAGUUGAACUUGCUAGAAACAUGCCUGCUGCUAAAAGAGAUGAUUUUGGUUUUAUUACAUUCAGCACACAUGAAUGUGCAGUUUCUUGUGUUGAUGGGAUUAAUGAUUCAGAGCUUGUUUUCAGAAACAAGAAGGUGAAAGUUAGAGCAAGGCUAUCUAGACCUCGCCAGCGAGGCAAAUCUGCUAAAUAUGCAAGAGGAGGUUACACAGUUGGAGCAGAUGGCUAUGGAAGCUACAAGGGUGGCUCAUGGGAGGCGGCUGGUGGUGGUGGUGGUGGUGGUGGUUCUAAUCGUAUGGAUUCUCAUAGAUUCACAGACAGAGGUAGAAGAAGCAUUCGGGAUAGAAGUCCAUAUGAAGGAGGAGGAGGUGGAGGGCGUAGAAGGUCAUUUGACUCCCGAGUUGACCGAGUUGACCGGGGAUACGAUGUUUCUGUUUCUGAUAGAACUUCUAACAGAAGACCAUAUACAUCUACAGAUAGAUCCAUAAAACGAAGAUCACCAGAUUAUGAAAGGAGCAACUUUAAAACAGAUUACACAAGGCAAAACAUGGGAAUAUCUUCUUCAAAUGAGAGACAAGUGUAUAGAGAUUCUUAUUCUUCACGAGGAUCUGGAUACAUGGAAGAUUCUUCUAGAACUAUUUCUAGAGUUUCUGGUAGAAAUUCACAUCUUUAUAAUGAUGGUGAUGAUGAUGAUGAUGUUGAUGAUGAUGGAAGAAGAUAUAUGUAUGUAGAUCAUCCAUCAAGAUUCAAUGGUGGUGGUGGGACCCGAAACUUUAGUUCCACUUUAAAACGACCUUACUCCUCAAUUGAGGAACAUCAUCCUCGUUAUAGGAGGCAAUCAAGAUCAGAUUUUGAGUAUGGAAAUAGUUCUGAUUUGGUGUAUAAUGAUCGGAUUUAUGGAAAUGAGCCUACAAGGGUGGCACGUGGGUCCCGUUCCGGAUACAAUGGAAGUAAUCCAAGCCAUUCUCAUGGAGUAUACGACAAGAAUACUUCCAAUGGAGGAUAUAGAAGAGUCGAGAUGAGCAAUGAAGAUCCAGAAGAGCUGUACCCUAGAUUCGGCAGAGACCGUGAGUCACGAGACUACAUUCCUUCACGAUCAGAUAUGCGUGGAGAAUCAUUCUCACCUGUCUACUCGAAUCAUCGUGUGGCUGAUGAUUACUACUAAGGUGAGCUCUUGAUCUUUUUUUUUUGUUAAAAAAAAAUUAUUUUUUUACCUUAUUUAGGUAAAUAAAUAACAGAGAGAAAGAAAACAGGAUUCCCAAGAAUUCUUUAGAGGUUUAAAUCAAUCGUUGAGUUUGGGGUGUGUGUAUUCAGAUAUGAUGAGCUGGAGAUUGUGGUUAUGUAUGAUUAUGUUAUUGAGAUUUUAAUAAGAAGUAAGAACACAUGGUUUUGUUUU
Molecule: messenger RNA, 2648 nt
Organism: Lactuca sativa (garden lettuce)
Lineage: Eukaryota; Viridiplantae; Streptophyta; Magnoliopsida; Asterales; Asteraceae
Molecular function (GO): RNA binding
Source: RefSeq, a predicted model, not a curated record